Molecule: messenger RNA, 530 nt
Organism: Dreissena polymorpha
Lineage: Eukaryota; Metazoa; Mollusca; Bivalvia; Myida; Dreissenidae
Product: 60S acidic ribosomal protein P1-like
Exons: 4
Coding region: 120-470 (116 amino acids)
Biological process (GO): cytoplasmic translation; translational elongation
Cellular component (GO): ribosome; cytosolic large ribosomal subunit
Molecular function (GO): protein kinase activator activity; ribonucleoprotein complex binding; structural constituent of ribosome
Source: RefSeq, a predicted model, not a curated record
ACUUCCUUUUCCGGUUUUGCAACAAGGAAAGUGUACUGUUCUCUACGAGCUAAGGCCUAUCUGGCGACGUACACUGUCAUUAAGGAACAUCACUUCGCAAACUUUCUAAUUUAAAUACUAUGGCUUCAGGAGACGAAUUAGCUUGCACAUAUGCCGCCCUGAUCUUGUCUGAUGACAACGUAUCGAUCACGGGAGACAAAAUUGCAACCAUUCUUAAGGCAGCAGGAGUGUCUGUAGAACCAUAUUGGCCAGGUUUGUUCGCCCGAGCCCUGGAUGGUAUCAAUGUGAAGGACCUGAUCACCAACAUCGGUAGCUCAGCAGGCUCUGCCCCAGCUGCAAGUGCCCCCACUGCUACUGGUGGUGGUGGUGCAGCACCAGCCGCUGCUGCCAAGGAGGAGAAGAAGGAAGAGAAGCCAAAGAAGGAAGACUCUGAGUCUGAGGAUGACAUGGGCUUCGGUCUCUUCGACUAAGAGUGCAGUUAUGUUUGUGACUUGAACUGUAUAGAAAGAAAAAAAGAGUAAAAAAACUGA